UGUGUGUGCGGGCGCUGGAUGUGACGGUGGCCCAGAGCAGUAUCCAGGUGGCCCGCGGCCAAGCAGCAGUCCUGCCCUGCUCGUUCACCACCAGCGCUGCCCUCAACAACCUCAACAUCAUCUGGAUGGUUACACCACUGUCCAAUGCCAACCAGCCAGAACAGGUGAUCAUUUACCAGGGCGGCCAGGUGUUCAGCCUCGCCAACCACCUCAUUGGGCGUGUGGGCUUCUCGGCCACCAUGCCAAGUACAAGUGCCUCGAUCUUCAUCAACAACACCCAGCUGUCGGACACUGGGACCUACCAGUGCCUGGUCAACAACCUCCCAGACAGAGGGGGGCGCAACAUCGGCGUCAUUGGGCUCACUGUUUUGGUGCCACCCUCGGUGCCAGCAUGUCGUAUCCAGGGCACUCUGGAUGUAGGCAACGACAUCAUGCUGAUGUGCAGCUCCGAGGAAGGUAUUCCCACGCCGUCCUACUCCUGGGAGAAGCUGGACGCGCUGCCCAAGCUGCCGCACAACGCCAUGCAAGACCAGAUGCAGGGCUCUGUAACACUGAGAAACAUCAGCACCAGCACCUCAGGACUCUACCAGUGUACAUCCAGCAAUGCUAUUGGCAAGAGCACGUGUCUGCUCAACCUGCAGGUCAUAGCGCCCCAGCCUCAGAGUGUUGGCCUGAUAGCAGGCACCAUCGCUACAGGAGUGCUAGCUCUCAUCAUCUGUGGCCUGUUAGUGGCGGUCACGCUUUUCUACUGGAAGAAUAAGAACAAAUAUGACGAGGAGGAGAUCCCAAAUGAGAUCAGAGAAGAUGACCUUCCUCCCAAGAGGUCAUCAUCAGCGAAGGCUUUCCAUGCAGACGCCUCCUCCUCAGAGAACGACACGCUGACGUCCACCAACACCUACAACAGCCGCUACUGGCACAACCCCAAACCCAACUACGACACCAACUCCUACACACGCUACAAUGGAGAUACUCGCCAGACCUUCUCCACUGCGGCUCACGGUGCACAUGCACACGGUCAGGCCCAGAACGCAGGACACAGCCAGAGUACAGUGGUCACAGCACCAGGCUCAGCUCCACUGUCCCGCCAUGCACCACCCAACACGACAACAUCGUUUGCCAAUGGCAGCCAUACGCUCCCCCCACCAAAAACUCUGGUGGUCACCACAAACUCUGCCCCAUCCCCUACCACCAUGGUGCGCAGCAACGGCUCUGUGAGUCUAAAACCGGUGGUGAUGUCCGCACACGGGCAGCACACACACUCCUACGCAGUGAGCCAGGCCACCCUGGAGCGGAUGGGGGCGGUGCCUGUCAUGGUGCCCGCCCAGAACAGAGCAGGCUCGCUGGUGUAACAUCUUAGCUUAACUGCUUUGAAAACAAGACUAAAUGAGCAUUUGGUUUGUGAGAUCUUACAUCCACUGAUGAAAAACAGACAGAAUAUGGGCAAAAGCAGCCCGCUGCCCUUUACAAUGUUGUCUUUUCUGUAUGUCUCGACAUCUGUUUCUCAAACCAAGCUGGGAUUUUACAGUCCAGAGUUCAGUUAAUGCCAAUUCUUUGUUGGACGGGACGCUUUCUUUUGUAGUAAAGCGCUACAUGGGAUCUGAUCACCCCGUCAUUUAAUGGAUUUUAUCUGCAGGUGUGGCGGGAACUAUUUUUCAACCACUUGGAUUCUUUCACAAAGCUGGAGUGGAAUUUCCUGCAGAACUUGGAUUCCCAGAUCCUUUUCAGGGUUGGAUCAUUGGGAUGAUUAUGUUUUCGUUUAGACUCAAAGCAACAAAAGGCAUUUUCAUCUCAGUGUGUCCAUACUGCAUGGUCAGACAGAAGCGAGCUCGGAUUCCCACUUAAUGCAUGUGUCUCUUGUUUCGGGAUAAACAAUGAAGUCUAUAUUAUUUCAAUUGAGAGAAAUAUUUGUGAUGAUGGGGAUUGCUGUAUGCAUUGAACGUGAAUGUUUUCAAAUCUGUCGGGACAAACGUAAAGGAUAAAAAUAUAACAUGAAAUAAUGUUGGGGAGAAUGGCCUUAGAAGCUUAGGGAGAUGGGUUUUAUUGGGUGCCAUACAUACACAAUUCAUUGAAUGCAAACAUUUUAAUUACAUUUACGCACUUUUCAGAACAACUUUAUAUCAAAACUUCUGUCUUAUGAACAAUAACUCAGUCUUACUAAUGCUAUGCUUUAAAUCAUACAACAUAUAUCACAACUUACAUGCACAUACAACAUGCUGGUGAUGUUUGAAGAUGGCACAAACACUGGAUGUGUACAACGGAAAGCUACUGUCCCCCUGAUCUAACAUCAAACCUGCAGAAGGAUAAUUGUCAUAGUUUAUGUUCAUUCUCGCUCUUGUCCUAAACUGGUUCAUGUCACAUCAGUGCUGCUUGGAGAAGAUUAGAGGAUGUCUUACUUCAUAAAUGCUUUAUAAAGAGACAGAUAUAUAUAUUUAAAGGUGAUUGUCCCCCCCUUCCCCCCCCCCUCUUGACAAAGGCUAACACUUUUUGUUUUCUACUGUACAUAUUGUAACUACAACAGUAGGCUAGAUUGUGAAUCAAAGAAAAUACAUUCAUGUCUGACUUAUACAUAUACAUCUGCAACUCAUGUGUCUUAACUUUGAAAUAAUAGUUUUUUGUUAAAUUAGGCAACAAUUGGGAUUUCAUGAUAAGUGUUAUGGUUGCAAUGAAGGGAUGUUUUUUUAUAAUUUUUUUUAACGAGGUAUUGCCAUUUCAUUACAAGACCCGAGUUGAAUACAGUUUGGGUUGACACAUAUGGCCAUACAUUUUGCUAUACAUAGAAGACACCUAUACUGUAGAUGGUAGAAAGUAGCACUGCGUUUUUGACCUGCUGUUUUUAUUUUAACCAAAACUCAACCAACUGUUACAGUGUUCCCAAAUUCUUAAUCCUAAUUCUUAUUGUGCAUUACCUUAAUGCACGAUACUCGCUUUGAGCUAUGAUGCAGUAAUUAUUUGUUUGUACAUGCAGUAUUGGAAAGUGUGUUUUAUUCUUCAAAGCAAUUCCUCUUUGCGUCUUUAAUUAAUUAAAUCUGCUGUAUUGACAUUUAUAUUGAGACAACACAAGGUGCUAAUAUAAUUUACAAAAGUGCUCCAGCUUUAACAAAUAUAAUCCCUUGAUUAAUGGUGGAGACAUGUUUCUUUUUUAAUUUAUAUUAUUUAGUCCAGAUGACUUUAAUGUCAUGUUUGUGCCCUUUCUAUAUGAGUUAUAGUACACUAACAUUCAGUUAAUUAAACUGGAAACUAAAUUAAACUUGAUUUGGAAGCCUAAAUGAACAAAAUGUUCUUUAUUCCCAACACAUGUUUGGUUAAUUUGAGCAAUACAUACUAACCAGGUGUUAUGGAGUCACAACAUGGACCUUCUGAGUAUCAGUUGACACUCAGUUUUCAUCACAAUUUCUUGUCCGUGAUGUCGGCCUGCCAUCAACAGCAACCUGAAGCAAAUGGAACCCUGAACUUCUCCUGUUUUAUUUCCCCCAUAGUCAUGAUAUACAUGGCUCGAUGUCUGAUAUCUGCAUUAUUUGUAUUCAUCCACUAUUCUAUCAGUUGCUACAAUGUGCACCAGCCUCACAAAUCACACAUGUAUUCUUUUUUCUUCCAUUUGACCCCGGUCUGACCACAGCUAUACACCUGCUGCUCAGUGUUCUUACAGACACAUUUAUCCAAAGUGUUUUUUCUUUCUUGUUAUGUCUUAAGGCUGUCUGCUGUGUGUCAGAGCUACAAUACUUUAAUCAGUCUGGAACACACUUACACACAUACAUUGCUUUAUAAAUACAGUAAGGCUUUAACAGGUAAAAUGAUAAAAGGUCAGGUAUCACCUCCCCUCCUUUUUGUCUGAGUGAUUUCAGAAUAAAAUAUCCUGUCUGUGUAUCUUUCACUCGCCAUCUCUCCUAGUGUCCUUCCCCUGACAACUUUAAAGAAACAACUCUUCUUCUAAAAUCUCUGGCUUUGUUCUUACCAGAGAAAAUGUCUGGCUGGAAAAACAAAACUGAGAUUAUUUUAUUCUAACUCUGUCCUCCGUUUGCAGGAACAAUGGAGGAAAGAGAGCACAAUCAGUAGGAAACUACUGAGGCUUUAACCCAGACUAAAACAACAUCUCAUCUUCUACCUUGGCUUUAGGAAGGCACGCGGUACACAAGGUGGCACAUGGGUUGUGUACAUAGAUAAAUAAUGACAUGUGAUAUAUUGCCAAUAGUAAAACAAACCUGUAAAUAUGUAUACAAAAUACAUCUUGUCCUUACUGUUGGGUUGACAUGAAAUAGGAAAAAUAACACUGGAACCUGUAGUGAAUAAAUAUUGUUAAUACAUUCUAA
This is a messenger RNA of Notothenia coriiceps (black rockcod), 4307 nucleotides long. RefSeq names its product immunoglobulin superfamily member 11 (gene igsf11). NCBI's taxonomy places the organism in Eukaryota, Metazoa, Chordata, Actinopteri, Perciformes, Nototheniidae. The transcript is spliced from 6 exons. The annotation marks the transcript as partial. The record is from RefSeq and is a predicted model, not a curated record. Gene Ontology annotation, cellular component: cell-cell junction.